UAAGGUUUAUUGUUGAGUUUUAUUUUUGGGAUUUAUUUUUAUGACCUUCCUGAAUGUAUGCGGUGUUAAAUCGGUCCUAAAUUCUGCUGUUUAUUUCAUUUUUGAUCAGCUGAUCGCCGUAACGGACCAGACUCUAUUUAAAAACUGUCAUAUUUUAAUACUUGUUAUUCUAACUUUAAAUAAAACACGGCAAUAAUAAGAUGACGGUUCAUAAUCUCUACAUAUUUGACCGGAAUGGAAGCUGCUUGUUUUACAAUGAGUGGAACCGGAAGAAGCAGGCGGGGAUCUCUAAGGAGCAGGAGUUUAAGCUGAUGUACGGCAUGCUGUUCUCCAUCAGAUCAUUCGCCAGUAAGAUGUCUCCUCAGGACAUGAAGGACGGCUUCCUCUCCUUCCAGACCAGCAAGUAUCGCCUCCAUUACUACGAGACGGCGAGCGGCCUGAUGUUUGUGAUGAACACGGAUCUGUCCGUGAGCAACGCCAGAGACACGCUGCAGCACAUCUACAGCAACCUGUACGUGGAGCUGAUCGUGAAGAACCCGCUGUGUCCGUCCUCCCAGACGCUGGACAGCGAGCUGUUCAGCAGCAGGCUGGACUCCUUCAUCAGGUCUCUGCCGUACUACAGCCCCAGAGCCGCCUGAACGCACCACGCCACGCUCUACCGCUCCAGAAUCCUGAUCCAGCUCCGCCCACAUCCUGGAUCCCUCAGAGACCAGAGAACGGAACGAGGGCCAGGCGUUCGGACCGGACCUCCUUUAUUUAUUGUCUGGUUUUGUUUUUUAUUAGAAUCUGUCUGUUCAAUAAAAGUUCUGAUUGGG
Molecule: messenger RNA, 815 nt
Organism: Cyprinodon tularosa
Lineage: Eukaryota; Metazoa; Chordata; Actinopteri; Cyprinodontiformes; Cyprinodontidae
Gene: trappc1
Product: trafficking protein particle complex 1
Exons: 5
Coding region: 201-638 (145 amino acids)
Biological process (GO): endoplasmic reticulum to Golgi vesicle-mediated transport
Cellular component (GO): TRAPP complex
Source: RefSeq, a predicted model, not a curated record